CACUGGUCCCACCUUUCAUUUGGACCGGGUGGUGAGGUUUUUAGUUCCUAGAGCCGGAACAAUUAACUGGCACAGCCAAGUUAAACCUAAAUCGCCUCUGUUUCAUUACAAGAACUCUAAUUUAACAUUAAAUCAUGGCGGUGAACACAGGCACCUCUCUAGUACUGUCCAGUCUGUUCUCAGUGCUGGUGUUUGCUGGGAUGCAGAUGUUCAGUAAGCAGCUGGGAUCCACUGAGUGGCUCACUAUCCUGGGAGGUUUCCUGGGCUCAGUCCUCUUCAUCUGCUCCCUCACUGCAUUUAAUAAUCUGGAAAAUCUGAUUUUUGGGAAGGGAUUCCAGGCCAAGAUAUUCCCAGAGAUUCUGGUGUGCCUGUGCCUAUCACUGUUUGCCUCUGGUCUGGUACACCGUGUCUGUGUCACCACAUGCCUGAUAUUCUCCCUCUUCGCCCUGUACUACAUCAACAAAGUAUCUGCCGCCCUCUACCAAGCCUCUGUUCCCGCAGUAACACCAGCCAAGGCUGCCAGCAAGGGCAAAAGGAAGAACUGAUGAAUCUGUUGGAUUCCAUUUGCAUCCUGUCAAUUAGUUAAAAUCACCAUGGUGCUGAUGGCAAGUGCAACACAACAGUUGCAUAUUUUCUAAUAUUGUCUUAAAUCUGAAACCCUUGGUGUAUUUCUCUGGGCUUUUUAAAGAUUACUUGGAAAGUGACGACCACUUCAAUGACUUAAAGUUAGUCACAGUUCUUCUAUUUUUUUUUUUUUUUACAGUGAUCUCGAAUUGAAGGUCAUAACAGCUGUCAACAUUCCAUCGAUAACCUUUUCCUCAGCACUCUUUUUACACUGAUUGCAAAGAGAUUCAAACGUCCCACGUUACCUGUGUAUUCAUCAGCACAUCAAGUUGCUUCUUUUGUUUAAUUCAUUUUGUAAUUAAACUGUAAAAUACUUUGAA
Messenger RNA from Cottoperca gobio, 944 nucleotides. It is a transcript of the gene krtcap2, whose product is annotated as keratinocyte associated protein 2. NCBI's taxonomy places the organism in Eukaryota, Metazoa, Chordata, Actinopteri, Perciformes, Bovichtidae. The record is from RefSeq and is a predicted model, not a curated record. The coding region runs from base 135 to 545 and encodes 136 amino acids. The transcript has 5 exons. Gene Ontology annotation, biological process: protein N-linked glycosylation.